Molecule: messenger RNA, 4838 nt
Organism: Toxotes jaculatrix (banded archerfish)
Lineage: Eukaryota; Metazoa; Chordata; Actinopteri; Toxotidae
Gene: gcgra
Product: glucagon receptor a
Exons: 15
Coding region: 451-2061 (536 amino acids)
Biological process (GO): adenylate cyclase-activating G protein-coupled receptor signaling pathway; cell surface receptor signaling pathway
Cellular component (GO): plasma membrane
Molecular function (GO): gastric inhibitory peptide receptor activity; glucagon receptor activity; peptide hormone binding
Source: RefSeq, a predicted model, not a curated record
CGCUCGCACACCUAAAGCGUGUACUUUACUUGUUAACUUUAAUUCCAUUUUAAAGCCUUUUCUUUAAAACCACAGACAGUUCACACUCUUUGCAGUCGCUGACAGGACAGCGGACUUGUUCCCGAAGCUGCACGCAGGCGGUAAUUUUAUUUUAAAAGUUGGAUUACAGCGGAGCCACUUGAGCUGAGAGGAAAUAUUGUCUGCCAGAUGCUGCUCAGAAGAUGAGCAGCACUGAAGUACAGGUUGGGGAAAUCAGCGUAAUCCCGUGCUGUCAACGGGUGUCAGCAGCAAGUUACAGAGAUGAGUAAUAACAGAUGGUUACAGAUGACUUAUGUGCCUGUGAUGCCUGAAGACAGGCAGUGUGGCGGGCGUAGAUAAGCCCCCUUAUGAGGUGAAAACUCUCCCCCGUCCUGCAGUAUCCCCUCACAGCACCAACAGCAGGAAUAAGGGAUGUCACGGCUGUUCUUACUUUUGGGAAUGCUCAUUUUCUCCUGCAGCAUCCAGAUGUCUCCUGCUACAACCCUGGAUAAACUGAAGGAGAAUUGGAAAUCGUACAUGGAGGAGUGUGAUCGCAACAACAGCAGAAACCCCCAGAGCACUGGCCUCGUGUGCAACAGGUCUUUUGACAAAUAUGCCUGUUGGCCUGACGGACUCCCCAACACCACUGUCAGUGUGCCAUGUCCAUGGUAUCUGCCAUGGCACCACCAAGUUCAGCACGGCAUGGUGUAUCAGGAAUGUGACGCUAACGGCCAGUGGGUGACUAUGAAGAAUACCAGUGAGUGUGACUCUAAUGAUCCAAGUCAGCAGUACUAUGGCCACAUUCGGAUCAUGUACACAGUGGGCUACUCUUUAUCACUGGUGGCUUUGGUGCUGGCGCUUGGUAUCCUCAUAUUCUUCAGGAAACUGCAUUGCAUGAGGAACAACAUCCACAUGAAUCUGUUUGCCUCCUUCAUCCUGCGAGCGCUGUCUAUUCUCAUCAAAGACGCUCUGGUGGCCAACAUCACAUCGCAAGACCUCAGUAGAGACCAGGAGCAGGGAUUCCCCCAGGCUUCGAUGCCUCCAGUGGAGUUGCUGGUCAACAAUGAGACAACGAUUAGCUGUCGCAUUGCCGUGGUGAUGAUGCAGUACAGUAUCAUGGCCAACAGCUACUGGCUGCUGGUGGAAGGCAUCUACCUCCACAACCUCCUGGUGAUCACCGUGUUUACAGAGAGGAACUACUUCAAAAUCUACCUUUGCAUUGGAUGGGGUACCCCGUUAAUAUUCCUUGUGCCCUGGGUGAUGGCUAAAUACAUGUAUGAAAAUCAAGAGUGCUGGGAGCAAAACAUAAACAUGAAUUACUGGUGGAUCAUCCGUUCUCCAAUACUGCUGGCAGUUGUGAUCAACUUCCUCAUCUUUAUCCACAUCAUUAAAAUUCUUGUGUCGAAACUUCAAGCUCAUCAAAUGAGAUACACAGAUUACAAGUUCAGGUUGGCUAAGUCGACUCUAACCUUGAUCCCUCUGCUGGGUAUCCAUCAGGUGGUCUUUAUCUUUGUGACCGAUGAAUCCACCAAGACCACCAUAGGUCUGCGUCUCACCAAGCUCUUCAUCGACCUCUUCUUCUCCUCCUUCCAGGGUCUCUUGGUGGCCAUCUUGUACUGCUUUGUCAACAAAGAAGUGCAGUCGGAGAUCCUGAAGAAGUGGAAACGCUGGAAGCUAGGGAGGAACAUCGAGGAGGAAUACCGCCACACCUACAGCAAUACCCCCAACACGAAGACAGGCAGCCUGUUGAACCACGUCUCUCGAUUGCCUCACUUGCCGGACAUCGCCAAAACCUCUGCUCCGGUCUGCAGCCCCGAGGAGAGGCACAUGCUUGUUGCCGGCUGCCAUAACGGUAUGGUCCACAGUAAGGAGGCAGGCCAGUGUGCCUCUCCACUGCACGAGGGAGCCAUCAGCAACUGCACCAUGAUGGAGGACAUCGGCCUUACGGACAAGGUGCAGUGUUACGUGUCUCCAAGAGAGCUCGAGCCACCAGAGAAAGACACUGGGAACGAGAACUUGAUGGAGAAAGUGGAAGGGCUCUGAGAUCUCAUCUGGCUCUGACUUACUGUCCUGGGUGGCUGUGAAGAGCUGGGCUGAUAGAGUCAUCUGUCAGAGAGGUCUUUGCUCAGAGAUCAGUGUCACAGGGAGACCGAGCAGCACUCAGCCCUCUCCACAGCCCGAGAAUGGAGAACAAUAUGGCAGACAUCCACGCUGAGGGGUCUAAUGUGCUGUGAGCUGUGUGAUUGGAUUUCUGUAGAUGUUUGUCAGACAGUGUAAGAAACUGCUGCAUGUUGAACAAUGCAACAACGGCAUCUCAAGGCACAUAAGCCAUGUAAAAUAAUACACAAAAAAAACAAACAAACCCUGACACCUUAAAUAGCAACAACGGCAACAAAACAAAACAACAAAAACAAAAGACACAGGGUCCUUGCUUGAGCCACUGCUUUAAUUUGUGCUGUGUAUCAAAUGUGUGUUUUGUGAUACAGGAGGCUAAAGAUAAACUGGACAUUGAACUGCAUACACAAAAACGGACCAAACAAGUGACACAAAACAACAUGGUAGGAACAGAAGAGACUGCUUUUUUUUCCCUCUUUGCUUUGCUCUGGUAUCUGUAAAUGUUUUUUUUUUUUUUGUCUAUACUGACUUUGAUGAAAAUGUACAGAAAAAGAGGACACUUUCUGUUGACUGUACCUCAUACAGUAAGUUCACCACAGUGUUGUUCAAGCGGCCCCCAUCCAGGGCCCCUGGGAAAUUGGCAGCUGCUCUCACCAGGUCAUUCCUGGUGUACAUAUAGACCUUAAAGGAGGUCAAGAGAUGGCAUGGGAUGAAUUAUAAAUAAGCUAAAAUGAUCAUCGCUUGACUUACUUAGGUGUUUUACAAUACAUUUUUUUAUAUAGGUCUAAACCUUGAAUAAUGCUGAGUGCUACAGUUGUUACUGUGUACAUGUGCCAGGUGUGUUUUCAAGAAGAGGCGUUGCAAAUCUGUGCCGUUAAACAUGUUUUCUUUCCCCCUCGCCAUCAAGAUGUUGUCUGACUCACAUGCCUUGGUGUACUAUGUGAACCUCCACAUAGAAGCCCUCCUAACCCUUGAGAUGAAAGCUGAUAGGGGGAACUGUGCACUCAAAUCAAGGAUAAAAAUACACAACACAUAAAGAUGACCUGUAAAGGCACACAUGCAUAAAGUAUGAAUCGAACACUGUGACUCAAAAUAGCAUGUCACCUCUGGCACAAAGGUGUUUUUGCGAUGCUAAAUAUAGUCUGUCAUGCAUGCAGAUUGCACAGAUUUAGUGAACUUACAAGUUGUGUGUGCCAUACAGUGCCAUCACAUCACCAUCUCCACUGUGCAAACGCCAAACAGUCAGACAGACUGUGCUGAUGACUGCAUGUGCCCAGUUACUCUUCACACAGUGUUUAGUAUUCAGCCUUAUUCUAUGUCUGCGGCGCCUGUGGACACUGAACAAAACUCUGCGACUUAAAGGUGGAACAAACCCUCUCUGGUAAGCAUGCUAGUGACAAAGAAAGCUAAAUUAGCAGUGGUACAUGUGCUUCUGAAUACAUCAUAUUAACUUUUGUUUUAUAAAGGGAAGCUUUUGUUAAAUAUUAGUUAAACUUUGAGUUGCUAAAUAUUUUGCCAUAACUAACUCAACUUGACUUUGUAUGACUAUUUGCACAAUGUUAAUUUAUAAUUGCUAAAUACUGUGUGUAUAUAUGUGUUUAAACAGGUGAUUUAUCUGAUUGCUGUAAAUAUAUUUCAUGCAUGUCUGUGUGUAUGUAUGUGCGCGCGUGUGUGCGUGUGUGUGUGAGCAUAUUUUCAGGUGGGUAGUGUGUGUGGUUUCAGAGUAUUCCCGAUUUGUGUAUGUAACAGUAGGAAGAAUCACUGGCUGCAGCCAGAGGAACGGUGGGGUGAUAUAAACCAGUGCAACUGGCUUCACACAGAGCACAGAGGUCAUAGGUCGAUAUGAGUCAGUCCCACUCUAGCAUAUACAGUAUCACACCACAGGACGUUCCCAUAGAUUAUGUCUAUAUAAGGCAUGAGGAAGACACAGUUCUGUGUUUUACUAUGGAAGCUAGUCUCUGUGUGAUUCCUCAGUGUCAGUUUGUUGUUCAGAGUUAAAAGCACAACAGCAACGUGUUUGUCAUUCAGAUAAUGGCUCUGUGCAUUUACGCAGAGCCAGCCAGGUGUUGUUGGUGUCGGGAAAAAAAAAAUGCAGACUGAGGUUAUUUUUCAUCAACAUCUGCUGAGGAUUGUAAUAGAGCAGGGCAGGUAAAUAUCCAAUUCUCAGAGCUGAGCUGGGAGCAUGACGCACACCGUGGCACUGCUGUUGCUCAGAGGUGAAUUUGCAGUGUUUUUCUUGUUUUGCAGAGCAGGAGAAAUGUUUGGAUACUGACACGGUAACAAAGGAAUGUUGUGCACCUUGAGUAAAAUAGGAUUCAUAUGUAAGUAUAUUGCUGAUGUAUUUUAAGCUGUGACCAUAACCAUGUAUGUUUUUGAAACCAGCAGCUUGGGUCACUCCCCUUUCUGGACCAAAGUGGUGGUUCUAUCUGAAUGUAUUCUUUAGAAGGCCCAAAUUGAUAUGUUCCUUUUUAUUUUCUCUUAAAAGUGGUUACGUGAAAUAUAUUUGGUGUGAGGAACCAGUCAGCAAAAAACUGACUAUGUUCAGGUGUAUACAGUUCAUCAUAUAUUGUGUAUCAAACUUUGUCCAAAUAGUGAAAGAAUAAAUUACAAUGUAUGCUUUUUUGUUGUUGUUGUUGUUGUUUUGUUUUUUUGUUUUUUUGUAUUGGUGAACAUUGAUCAGGUUAAAAUAAAAAGGAGAAAGCAUG